Molecule: messenger RNA, 1535 nt
Organism: Cajanus cajan (pigeon pea)
Lineage: Eukaryota; Viridiplantae; Streptophyta; Magnoliopsida; Fabales; Fabaceae
Product: putative WRKY transcription factor 48
Biological process (GO): regulation of DNA-templated transcription
Molecular function (GO): DNA-binding transcription factor activity; sequence-specific DNA binding
Source: RefSeq, a predicted model, not a curated record
AGUAACUCUUUCUAUUAGCUUUCUCUCCCUCAAGUGCUACUCGCUGGAUUUUAUCCUUCAAACGUAAGCGCUGUCUGCACGAACAUGAACACGAGCACGAGCACCAGCAUGAGCAUGAGCAUGGGCAUGAACUUCGCUUUCUCCACCAUCUUUGACACCAUGCCACUAUCUUCAUGCGACGAUCCAAAACCUUCCAACGUUGCUGGCUUCAUGGACAUGCUCGCUCUUCCUGAUUAUUCUUCUUCUUUAUUUGAUUGGCCUCAAAGCAUCGCCGCCACGUCAGCACCACCGCCACCCCAAACCACCCACGCGCUUCCCUCGCCGCCCGGAGGCUCCGAGGUCCUCAACACUCCGCCGUCGCCCAACUCCUCGUCGGUUUCCUCCUCCUCGAAUGAAGCCUCCGCCACCGCCGCCGCCGCCGCCGUCAACAAAGCAACGGAAAAUGAAAAUGAAGCAGAAGAAGAAACCAUGGAGGCAGGCAAAGGAGAAGAAGACAAAGAUCAAGACAAGACUAAGAAACAGCUCAAGCCAAAGAAGAAGAACCAAAAGAAGCAGAGAGAGCCAAGAGUUGCUUUCAUGACAAAGAGUGAAGUGGAUCACCUUGACGAUGGUUAUCGGUGGCGCAAGUACGGUCAGAAAGCCGUGAAAAACAGCCCACAUCCCAGGAGCUACUAUCGGUGCACUACUGCGAAUUGUGGUGUGAAGAAGCGCGUGGAGCGUUCCUCAGAGGAUCCUUCAGUAGUGAUGACAACGUAUGAGGGCACACACACGCACCCCAGCCCCGCGGCGUCACGAGUGGGACUCGGGUUCGUGCAUGAAGUAAGUGGGUUGGGAGGCACAACUGGUGUGGCUUCGACAAACUAUGCGUUGCGACAACAACAGUUACAUCGCCAACAGGAGUUGGAGCAACGAGCACAUGCAGCAGCUGUGUUAUAUAACUCCACCUCAACGACACCUUUGGAUGUUAUUAACACGUCUUCUUGCAUUAACUAUGGCAAUACGUCGUCGUUGAGUGCCUUCCUUCAGAACCAAGAGAUUCAUCCAGGUUUUGUACCAUCUAGGGUGGUGAAUCCUCAUGCUUUUGUGAGGGAUGAUGGGCUUCUUCAGGACAUUAUUGUGCCAACGCAGAUGAGGAAUGAGGGUAAUGAAGAUCAUGCGUAGGUGAUGAUCAUCAAGAUGUAAUCAUAUUUUGGAUCAAUUAGUUCAUUAUUUAAUUAAUGAUUCAACUUAUGAUGAUAUUAAUUAUUUUAAUUAUUUGCUUGUAUAUUAAUUAUAUUAUAUAUGUUGGUAUGGUAUAUGUAUGGUUGGUUGGUUCUCUAGCUAACUGAACACAUGAUGGAAAAUGAAAACCUCUAUGGGCCUCUUGGGGGUGUUUUUUCUUAAUUUGUUCAAUUACUUGCUUGCGGUGAAAUCUUUUAGCUAGUUGCACCUUUUCCAACUCAGAUACUAAUGGCAGAGAGACUUUAUGUGAGAAAGAGAAAGUCAAGAACGUAGGUUAACAAGCAAUGGAGCAAGGAACUCUAUCUAUAUGAUGA